Molecule: messenger RNA, 589 nt
Organism: Daucus carota subsp. sativus
Lineage: Eukaryota; Viridiplantae; Streptophyta; Magnoliopsida; Apiales; Apiaceae
Product: putative lipid-transfer protein DIR1
Exons: 2
Coding region: 55-417 (120 amino acids)
Biological process (GO): systemic acquired resistance
Molecular function (GO): fatty acid binding
Source: RefSeq, a predicted model, not a curated record
UGCAAGUAUGAUCACUCAUUCACUCAUUCUGCAAUACCACAUUAGCUAAGUAAAAUGGAAGCUCAAAUGAAGUACAUCUGCAUUCUUGGAUUCAUUGUAGUUCUGGGGAUUGCUGUUGGAUUCAAUGGAGUAGAAGCACGUUAUGAAUGUGGAAAGAACACGACCCCGGACAUGGAAGCGUUCAAGCUGGCUCCUUGUGCAUCUGCAGCGCAAGAUACAGACUCGACGCCUUCCAGCAGCUGCUGUGCUCAGGUGAAGAAAAUGGGACAGAAUCCGCCUUGCCUCUGUGCUGUUAUGCUCUCUAAUACUGCUAAGAGCUCUGGUGUCAAGCCCGAGGUCGCUAUAAUGAUUCCCAAGCGCUGCAAUCUUGCUGAUCGCCCAAUUGGUUACAAAUGUGGAGCUUACACAUUGCCUUGAAGCGUGAAGAGAAGUAACAUAUUUUACUGUGGAGUGUUUGUGUGCUCUAGUGAUGAUGUAAUUUGAUCAAUUGUAGUCUUCAAAUGUUAGCUAGUUUAUCUAGCUAAUAACUUGAAUGUCGUAUCCAGACUUGUGAACAAUGAAUAAAUAUCUGGCAGUUAAUGUUUCAAAA